Molecule: messenger RNA, 11381 nt
Organism: Austrofundulus limnaeus
Lineage: Eukaryota; Metazoa; Chordata; Actinopteri; Cyprinodontiformes; Rivulidae
Gene: fryb
Product: furry homolog b (Drosophila)
Biological process (GO): cell morphogenesis; neuron projection development
Cellular component (GO): site of polarized growth; cell cortex
Source: RefSeq, a predicted model, not a curated record
ACCAAAGAGCAAUUUAGAGCAGAAGCUGAGGCGUGUGACGAGAGUCAAACAUCUUGAAAGAAUYAAACUGCCUCUGAACUGAAAGAAGACACUUGACAGACCUUUUAAAAAAAAUCUCAAACACAGGAGCGGGGGAACGCGACUGCUUAGAGAAGAACYUGAAUUCUCUGGAGAUCUUUUUAACAACAAGGCAAUGAGCUCACCGUCUCUGGAUUGAAUGAACUCAACAUAAAGAGAAGAACGACAGAGAGGAAACCGGAUACCAAGAUGUGGACAAAAAGGAAAAAAAGGCUGUGAAGACAGAUUUUACUGCCUGAAACACCUUUUUUUCCCCUUUGCCUUUUUUUUUUUACAAACUUUUGUGUCGUUUCCCUCCUGCUGAACCUUCCGCUGAACCAUGUAGGCUCUGUUUACAAGCUCUGAAGAGGGCUUCCUUUGGAAUAUCGACUUCUGGAAGUGGGUUAAACUCCUGCGGCUUGUGGAGUCAAUAACAGAGAUAUGUCUGCRGAGGAUGUAAGGAGCUCUGCCAGCCUCCAGGCUGAAGGUGUGCCAUCCAAUCACUGUAAUGGCCGGUCUAAGAGCGUAAACCAGGAAGUCCAGAACCAGAGGCAAGGCCAGGAUGAGAUAGUCAUGCGGCGCAUCGCCUCUCUGCCAGUGGACAUGUUCAACCCCAGUGACUUCACUGGGAGGUUUUCAAAGAUCCAGCCCAGAUCCAAAAAGCGAUCGAGGAUCUUUCGAGCCUCUCCAGUGGGACUGAAGCCCCCAAUCCCACCUGUCAGCGCCACAUUGGGAGAGAGGAAGGGUCCGGUCAUCAUGGCGCCCGUCAACGUAGACCCAGAGAGCAAACCGGGCGAGUUCGUCCUAAAGAGUCUGUUCGCCAACUUCACCUUGCUCUCCGAACGCAAAAUCCGCAUCAUCAUGGCAGAGCCACUGGAGAAGCCGCUCAACAAAUCUCUGCAGAGAGGAGAAGACCCGCAGUUUGACCAGCUGAUCAGCACGAUGAGCUCUCUAGCUGAGUACUGCCUGCCGUCCAUCUUGAAGACUCUGUUCGACUGGUACAAGCGGCAGAAUGGUCUUGAGGAUGAGUCCCACGAGUACCGACCCAGAGCCAACACCAAGUCAAAAAAUGAUGAACAACAGAAAGACUACUUACUGGAGCGGAGGGAUCUGGCGAUAGACUUCAUCUUUUCUCUUGUGCUUAUAGAAGUUUUGAAACAGAUCCCACUUCAUCCACUUUUAGACGGACUCAUCCAGGAAGUUGUAAACCUCGCCUUCAAGCAUUUCAAAUACAAGGAGGGGUAUCUGGGGCCAAACACAGGCAACAUGCACAUCGUGGCUGACCUCUAUGCUGAGGUGGUGGGAGUCGUAGCUCAGUCGAGGUUCCCAGCUGUGAGGAAGAAGUUCAUCUCCGAGCUCAAGGAGCUGAAACAGAAGGAGCAGAGCCCGUACGUCAUCCAGUCCACCAUCAGCCUCAUUAUGGGACUCAAGUUUUUCCGCAUCAAAAUGUACCCGGUGGAAGAUUUCGAGGCGUCCUUYCAGUUCAUGCAGGAGUGUGCGCAGUAUUUUUUGGAGGUGAAGGAUAAAGACAUUAAGCACUCAUUAGCUGGACUCUUUGUGGAAAUCCUCGUACCAGUGGCUGCUACUGUGAAGAAUGAGGUGAACGUUCCAUGUCUGAGAAAUUUUGUCGAGAGUUUGUACGACACGACCCUGGACCUGUCCUCCAGGAAGAAACACUCUCUGGCCCUGUACCCUCUGGUGACRUGCCUGCUGUGCGUCAGUCAGAAGCAGUUCUUCCUCAGCCGAUGGCACAUUUUYCUAAACAACUGCCUCUCCAACCUCAAGAACAGAGAUCCAAAGAUGGCACGUGUGGCACUGGAAUCGCUCUACCGCCUGCUGUGGGUCUACAUGAUCCGAAUCAAGUGUGAGAGCAACACAGCAACACAGAGCCGUCUGACUUCCAUCACCUCCACGUUGUUUCCCAAAGGAAGUCGCAGUGUCGUUCCCAGAGACAUGCCCCUCAAUAUUUUUGUCAAGAUCAUCCAGUUUAUCGCUCAGGAGAGACUGGAUUUUGCCAUGAAGGAGAUCAUAUUUGACCUGUUGAGUGUGGGGAAGCCCGCCAAGGCUUUCAGUCUCAACCCUGAGCGUAUGAACAUUGGUCUGCGUGCGUUCCUGGUGAUAGCUGACGCYCUACAGCAGAAGGAUGGAGAGCCCCCCAUGCCCAACACAGGAGCAACUCUGCCCUCCGGAAACUCGCUGAAGAAGAAGAAAACGUACCUCAGCAAGACUCUUACUGAGGAAGAAGCCAAACUAAUAGGCAUGUCUCUGUACUACUCCCAGGUACGCAAGUCUCUGGAUAACAUCCUCAGACAUUUGGACAAGGAGGUGGGCCGUUGCAUGAUGCUCACCAGCGCCCAGAUGCUCAACAAAGAGCCAGAAGACAUGAUCACUGGAGAAAGGAAGCCUAAAAUCGAUCUGUUCAGGACAUGCGUGGCCGCCAUUCCUCGUAUUCUUCCCGACAGCAUGUCCAAACCCGAGCUCAUCGACCUGCUUUCACGACUUACGGUGCACAUGGACGACGAGCUGCGUCUCAUUUCCCAGAACUCCCUGCAGAGCCUGUUACUUGACUUCUCAGACUGGAGGGAAGACGUCUUGUUUGGUUACACACAUUUCCUUUUGCGUGAGGUUCAAGACACUCAUCAGGGUCUGCAGGAUGCCUCUGUGAAGCUCCUCCUCCAGCUGCUCGGACAGUGGAGGAUAGCUCUGCAACUGCAGGGGAAGAUGAGGGGCGGAGCUGAGACCAGCCCCCGGAUGCCGGAGCGAAGCCCUCAUUGCUCCGUGCUCCAUGCCGUCGAAGGCCUGGCCCUGCUGCUCCUCUGCUCGUGCCAGGUCAGCACCAGGAAGCUGGCGGUCGGUGUGCUCCGAGAAAUACGCUGCCUCUUUACAGCUCUGGGACACGCUGAGGACGAUGACAAGCCCAUGAUAGAGGUCAUGGACCAGCUGAGCCCCGCUGUAAUGGACAGCUUUGUUCACGUAGCCGUUUCUGACUCAUCCACGCUGCCCCUCAGCCACCACGUYGACCUCCAGUGGCUGGUGGAGUGGACCGCUCGCCUGGUGAGCAGCUCGUAUGACGUGAAGAGCCCGAGCCACGUCUGGAUCUUCGCGCAGUGCGUGAAGGACCCGUGGGUGCUGUGUCUGCACAUCUUCCUGCGCCAGGAGCACCUACCCAAACACUGCUCCACCGCUCUGGGCUACGCCUGGCCCUACGUCUUCACACGGCUACAGCUGCUGCUGCCCCUGGUGGACCCCAACAGUCCGGUGAACGCAAAGAAGACCAGUACGGCAGGCUCCAGCGACAACUACGUGUCACUGUGGCGUAACUAUCUGAUCCUGUGCAUGGGUGUGGCCAAGCCCAGCAUCAUGUCGCCCGGCCACCUCAGGGCCUCCACGCCUGAAAUCACCGCAACCACGCCCGACGGCAGCGUCACUUACGACAACAAGGUAAUCGGCACUCCGUCUGUAGCCUGGCUUUUAAAGCAGCUGGUCCCGCUGAUGAGAGCUGAGAGUCUGGAGAUCACAGAGUCUCUUUUGUUGGGCUUUGGAUGCACAAACGCACUGGUCUUCAGGGAGUUGGUUGAAGAACUCCAUCCGCUGAUGAAGGAAGCACUGGAACGACGGCCUGAGAACAAGAGGCGCAGAGAGAGGAGGGAUCUUCUCCGGCUGCAUCUCCUGAGGAUCUUUGAAUUGUUGGCUAACGCAGGAGUUAUCAGUGACAGCACUAAUGGAGCUCUGGAGCGUGACUCCUUGGCGCUGGGUGCUUUGUUUCUUGAAUACGUGGAUCUGACCCGGAUGCUUCUGGAGGCUGAGAACGAGAAGGAGCUGGAUGUGCUGAAAGACAUCAGAGCUCAUUUCAGUGGGAUGGUGGCAAAUCUCAUCCAGUGUAUUCCCGUUCAGAACCGGCGCUUCCUCUUCCCUCAGCAGUCUCUGAGACAUCAUCUCUUCAUCCUCUUCAGCCAGUGGGCCGGACCCUUCAGCGUUAUGUUCACUCCUCUGGAUCGUUACAGCGAUCGCAACCAUCAGAUCACUCGCUAUCAGUACUGUGCUCUCAAAGCCAUGUCGGCUGUUUUGUGUUGCGGUCCAGUUUUUGACAAUGUGGGCCUCUCCACUGACGGUUAUCUCUACAAAUGGCUCGACAACAUUCUGGCCUGUCAUGACCUGCGGGUGCACCGUCUGGGGUGUGAGGUGAUCAUCCUGCUUUUAGAACUGAAUCCAGACCAGAUUAAUCUGUUCAACUGGGCUGUGGAUCGCUGCUUCACUGGUUCUCACCAACUAGCCUCUGGCUGCUUCAAGGCCAUCGCUACAGUCUGCGGCAACAGAAAUUACCCGUUCGACCUGGUGACUUUGCUGAAUCUUGUGUUGUUCAAGGCUUCAGACAGCAACAGGGAAAUCUAUGAAAUCUCUAUGCAGCUCAUGCAGGUGCUGGAGACCAGACUGUGUGCGUACUCGAAGCGGAUGGUGGAGCAGAAGCCAGGGAAUAUUUUGUAUGGAACACACGGCCCCCUGCCUCCACUCUACAGCGUCAACUUAUCUCAGCUCUCCAUCCAGCUCGCCAGCAUGUACCCAGAGCUGACACUGCCUCUAUUCUCAGAUUAAAAAGGUGGUGAUCUACUUGUGUCGCAACAACACCAUCCAGACGAUGGAGGAGCUUCUGUUCGAGCUGCAGCAGACCGACCCAGUCAACCCCGUGGUCCUGCACUGUGAUAACCCUCCUUUUUAUCGCUUCGCUGCCAGCAAUAAAGGCUCCACCUCUCAGACAGGCACCACCUCGAGCAGCAACACCGUGGUGGCUGGUCAGGACAACCUGCCAGAGACCGAUGAGAACAAGCUGGUCAGAGAGAGUGAAGAUCGCAGGUUCAGGGCUCACAACAGGCUGGAGUCGCGCUACAGCAACAGCUCCGGAGGCUCCUAUGAAGAAGAAAAGACUGAUCCUCUCCCUCCGUAUGCUGGAUGGCUACUGAGUGUUCUGGAGUCCAACCAUCCCCAGCCGUUACCCAUGCCCAUUAACGGAGGCUGCUGGGCGCCGCUGGUCGACUACCUUCCUGAAACCAUCACACCUCGAGGACCUCUGCACAGGUGCAACAUAGCUGUGAUCUUUAUGACGGAGAUGGUGGUGGACCACAGCGUGAGGGAGGACUGGGCUCUGCACCUGCCUCUGCUGCUACACGCCCUCUUCUUGGGUCUGGACCACUACAGACCAGAGGUUUAUGAACACAGCAAACGUCUCCUGCUCCACCUCCUUAUCGCUCUCUCCUGCAACAACAACUUCCAGGUAAUAGCUUCUGUUUUAAUGCUGACGAGGGAGAUCAAGGAUAAUAAAACCCUCACCAUUAAGUCCAACUACCACACAGAGUACCAGCAGUCACAAGCACCUGACUUUCUGCGGGAGUGGCAGGCGUCUCCUGUGGUGGACUCAGGACUCAGCUCCACCUCCAACUCGUCCUCUGCUAGUCUCGGUGGCGGCAGCACUGCAGGCAGUGUUGGGAAUUUGCCCCUCGUGACGCCCGAUGACCUGGAGGAUCUCGAGGACACGUCCAACGAGACCGACGAAAAGACAAACAAACUCAUCGAGUUCCUGUCCACCAGUGCCUGGAGUACUGUGUUGUUCUUGCUCAGAGCUUUCGGGCCCCUGUGGGCUCAUGAAGACAUCACGCCGAAGAACCCCAACUCUAAAAGCACGGAGCAGCUUUCCAACUUCCUGCGACACGUUGUCUCUGUCUUCAAGGAAUCCAAGUCUGAUUUUCACUUGGAGCAGCAGCUGAGUGACGUGGCCCUACAGACCGCUCUGUGCAGCUCCUCACGCCACUACGCCGGGCGCUCCUUCCAGAUCUUCCGAGCCCUCAAACAGCCCAUCAACAACCACGCCGUCUCGGACCUGGUCUCCCGUCUCGUGGAGGUGGUGGGAGAACACGGAGACGAGGUGCAGGGCUAUGUGAUGGAGGUGCUGCUGACGCUGGAGUCUGUGGUGGUGAAUCUAGCAGAGUGCAUGAAAAAUAGUGACCUUAUGGCGGCACUCACCAGGACGUCCUCACCGGACUUUGUGACAAGUGACAAACUGAUGAACAGAAAGAGCACGGGUCAGCUGAAUUUCCCCGGCCCCGGAUUCGCUGGUCUGUCGUCACAACGCCACCAGCGCUCCUAUUCUGUCCCCAAGAAAUUUGGCGAGUGCAGCCACCUGUCGAGUGACCCUCCACGCAGCGCAACUCUGGAUCGUAUACAGGCUGGCAACAGUUUUACCAGAAUAGCGAGAACCCCAGGGUCCUGCACCUCGUCGACUAAUCGCAUCGAUCCCAGCGUGCUGUCAGACCCUUCACACGUGUCUCAUCCUUUAUCCAUCCUGGCCACGGUCUUCUGGGUGGCCGUGUCCCUCAUGGAGUCAGACUUUGAGUUUGAAUAUCAGAUGUCCCUUCGCCUUGUUCACAAACUGCUGUCAAAGGUGCCCUUGGACAGAGCAGAGAACCGCGAGCGGCUGGAGAAGCUUCAAGCUCAGCUAAGAUGGAGCGGCUUCUCUGGCAUCCAGCAGCUUCUGCUGAAGGGUUUUACCUCGCAGACGACCUUUGACCUGACCUUGCAGCUCUUCUGUCAGCUCACACCCGUCUCCCGUGUGACUGUUGUGGACAGCUCACAGUCUAUAGGUUUUCCUCUAAAUGUCUUGUGUCUGCUCCCUCACCUGGUGCAGAACUUCAGCCAUCCGACACAGUUCUGUAAGGAAAGUGCAGAGAGGAUCGCACAGGUGUGUUUGCAGGAGAAGAACACGAAGCUGUCCCACUUGGCGCACGUGAUGACGCUCUAUAAGACACGAUCGUACACGCGAGAUCCUUUCUCCUGGGUCAGCGUGGUUUGUCGCUACCUCCACGAAGCUUUCUCUGACAUCACACUCAACAUGGUCACUUACAUGGCUGAGCUGCUGGAUAAAGGCAUCCCCAGUAUGCAACUGCCUCUUCUUCAGAUCAUCUACUGUCUGUUGAGUCACAUGGACCUGACGGCUGUACAAGUCAAACAGUUCAACGCUGACGUCAUGAAGACGAUUGAGAAGUUUGUCCAGACCGUACACUGGAAAGAUGCUUUGAACAUCUUAAAGUUGGUGGUCUCACGUUCUGCCAGUUUAGUACACCCAGCUUACAGCCACACACAAGGAGAUCUUUUCAACUUGGAGGUCAGCAGAGUGUGGGACGGUUCAGCCAAAGCUCUGCCAGGAAAAACCCUCGAUUUCACCUUUGACAUCUCCGAGACACCUGUUAUCGGGCGUCGAUUCGAUGGGCUCCAGGGUUCAGGGGGCAGAGAGGGGAAGGCCAGAGCCAUGGCCGUCACACGAAGCGCUUCCUCCACCUCCUCCGGGUCAAAUUCCAACACCAUCCUGGUGCCUGUCAGCUGGAGGCGGCCACAGUUAUCUCAGAAAAGAACCAGAGAGAAGCUGGUAAACGUUUUGUCUCUUUGUGGACAAGAAGUUGGACUCACCAAGAAUCCAUCAGUGAUUUUCUCCUCCUGUGGCGAUUUGGACAUGAUGGAGGUCCGCGAGAGUGGCGUCUCAUCAGAGGAGGGUGGAACCAGAGAGGACACUUUUGACGACACCGCUAGUGAGCAGCAGUUCAGGGUUUUCAGAGACUUUGACUUCUUGGAUGUGGAGCUGGAGGACGGAGAGGAGCUCCAGGGAGAGAGCAUCGAUAACUUCAACUGGGGAGUCCGGCGGCGGUCUCUGGACAGCACGGAACUGGGCGACCUGCUGGAGGAGAGCCAGCACUCGGGGAGCACCCCCAGCUUGGGUCACGAGGACCCUCACGAUUCAGACGAGUCCUCCGAGGAAGAGGAGUCCUCGACCAGCCAGAGCCUCUCUCAUUCUCAGCUCACUAACCCUUCUCCGUCUGAGGAAACCAACCACACAGAUUCUCUGUCUACUUCUUAUGACACAUCUGCCGACCCUCAGUCCUUCAAUGCCACCACACCGGGCCAGGGAGGCUUCACCGAAGAUCACAGCAGCCUAAACGUGAGAGCAUGUGGUGAGGAUGAGGACACUCAGGCUCAGGAUGAUGAACUGUCUCUGAGCACCAACGAGCUUCCUCAAGGCUCAGACUGCGGCGAGAGCUUCACUCUGGAGUUAUCAGGGCAGCCUCAAGAUCAGCUACCAAAUCUAGACCGCGGUCUGAACCCAAACUACUGCCACCCCCCGCUGGACUUUCUAGACCCCAACUAUCUGCCCAGCCUACGGGGGGAUGUCGAUGAUUUGGAAGACCUUGGAUUCCCUCCUCCCCCUUCGCCCUUUUUCUCUGCCAUUUUGGCGGCGUUCCAGCCCAUAGUGUGUGACGAUGCCGAGGAGGCGUGGCGUUGUCACGUUAACCAGCUGGUGACCGACUCUGACGGCUCUUGUGCUGUUUACACUUUUCAAGUCUUUUCAUCGCUCUUCAAGAACAUUCAGGGUAAAUUCUGCACCUUGACCAAUGAUGUUGCCACCUACCUUGGUGAGGGACUAAGAGGCAUCGGAUCAAAGUUUCUCAGGUCGUCGCAAAUGUUGACCACAUGCUCAGACUGUCCUACGAUCUUCAUUGAUGCCGACACGAUCAUGUCUUAUGGUCUCCUUGAAAAGAUGAAGUUCAGUGCACUGGAGCUGCAGGAGUACCUGGACACCUACAACAGCAGAGAGGAGGCGGCUGUUUCGUGGCUGAGGAACUGCAGGGACACAUUUCCCAGGUGUCCCGGUGACAGUGUGGUGACCUGCCAACCGGGAGACUCAGAAGAGAAGCAAAUGGAGUCUCUUGCACAACUGGAGCUCUGUCAGCGACUCUACAAGCUGCACUUCCAGCUGUUGCUGCUGUUCCAGUCGUACUGUUCACUCAUCGGUCAAGUUCAAGCCAUCAGCUCUGUGCCUGAGCUGCUGAACAUGUCCCAGGAGCUCACAGAUCUGAGGACCACCCUGCAGGCAGCAGAGGCGGCCGUCUCCAGUGACUUGGAGCUGAAGCACCUGGCCCACACGCACGCCGCCCAGGUGGCAGCCGUGGUCGUGCCCAGCUUCAACACGUCCGAGGCGGCCGUGCAGGCCAUACUGGAGUGCCUUCGGAGCCAGGAGUUUGCCAAAGCUGUGCGCUACAUCCAGGAGUGCAGGCGGCAGUGGCCCUGCGAGGUGUUCGGCGGCAGCUCAGAGAGCGCGGUCCAGACGCUGCUCAACAUCUACUUCCGUCACCAAACCCUGGGCCAGACGGGCACCAUCGCCCUGGUGGGCUCCCGACAGGACCUGAGCCUGAUCUGCUCCAAGCUGCUGGAGCUCAACGGGGAGAUCCGGGACAUGAUCCGCCGCGCCCAGGGUUACCGGGUCGUCACAACUUACCUCCCCGACUCCAGCGCCUCCGGGACCAGUCUCUGACAGGACCUCAGGAGCCCUCCUCCUCCUCCCCUGCCUCUCCCAUCUGUUCAGACUCUCCCAAAAGCACCUCCCUCUCUGUCAUGUCAGCCUGCUUUUCCAGAGGGACCACAGCAUCCACACACCUGGCCCCUCCCCCCUCCUGUGGGGCUGCUGCCUCGACUGCACAUCCCCACCCUGAACCAGAACCAGAACCGUCUUUAGACCAUGAUCCAAACCUUCCCCUGCUCUCCUCACUCUCAUCCACCAUCAGCUCUGACGGCUCUCUGCUUGACUUCUCUAAACCCUCAGAGCUGUUUUCAUCACAUCAGAGCUCAAACACACCAAGGCAGCUAGAUUUGAUUCUGCCGCACACCAGGCAGCCACGAAGGGCUUGUCUUAAAGAGAACUCUAGCUUUUAUUGCCCUUUCAGAUCCUUUUCAUCUCACAUCUCCACAUCRUCCCGUAACUCGCUCCCCACUGUCGCCUCAGAGCCCACCUUGCUUUCCCCCGCCCCUCCUCCAGCUCUCGCCCCCCGCCCCGCUGGCCCAGAGGAGGCCGCAGCCUGGGCCUGCUGCUGCUCCCUCAGCGGGGAGGCCACGCCCCUGUCACGCUACCUGGGGAAGGUGGGGCAAGCCGCUCUGCCCCUACUUAAAGCAGGAGGGCUCCUGAACACCGAACCGUCAGACAUCCAGACGUGAGAUGCUGAAAUGAUUGUGAAUCCAAAUGCUUGAAACGAACUGCUCCUGAUCAACCAUCAGAUCUCUUGAUCUGAGGAAGAGACGAACCUAACUGGAUACGACAGACGACAACAUGUGAAAAACCAUGACCAGAUGGGAUUUUAAUCCAAGCCUUGUGUUGUAAAAAUGGUCGUCGCUCUGCACCUAAUCUGCCCCUGAAGACUCUUCAGCUUCCCAGAGGCACUUAUGGAAGGCGGUGGUCUCUCGAUGACAUCAUCAGAGACAGAGAGGAAACUAACUCGUGACUUUGUGUAGCAUCACUGGAAAAGUUUCAAUUAUCGGCACCGGGUGUUUUUGUUUUUGAUGGGUCCUGUUUUAACUUAUUUUUAAGAGGAUGAUGUUACCACGAGAGGAGAAAAAAGAACAAUUGUCACUUUCCCUGAGGAGGAAAUGCUGGACUUUCUUGUCUCUGCUACUGUUUUAAGACCUGCUGUGGAGGAAACUGACCCAGUUGAAGGUAUUCACUGCAAAGUCAUGAAGAAAUUCAUAAAGAUAGAAACAAAAGCCGCUCGAAACUUUUCUCAUGCGUCCUUACGUUAAGAUUCAUUUAUUUACCUACAAAAACAGUUUUAAAUUUAGCUCAAACGUUAAAUUAACCUUCAUAUUUGUUUACAUACAGACUAAUGUGGGUCAGCUGAGACUCAAGCUUCCACAUAGCUAGAGAAAGUCUCUGCAGUCAUUAAGUGGGAGUGUCUUGGUGUGUGGGAGGAGCUGGGGGUGGAGUUUGGUCAAAACAGCCAAAAAGUACCUAUAAUGUUAAAUAAAUAAACAAAUUUUAGCCAUUACACGACACAGGAAGGUGUCACAUAUUUUGAAGUCAAUAAAUUAUGUUUACAUGUUUACAAAACAAGACAAGUCAGUCCGACCAAUCCACCCACACCUGGGAAACCCCGCCUAUAUUCCAAACUCCACCAAUCAUGGUUCAGACAAACCCCGCCCACACCAAAGAACUCUGCCAAUCACAGUUAGGACAAACUCCCCCCACACAGCCAAGAAACACCUACAGAGUCUAGUUUGCAUAGUUUUUGUGCUUUGUUUACAUUGAGUGCAUACCUGCAUUUCACACUUAAAUAUCUGGAAACCUGCUGGAGUAAACUCAUUCAAACCACACUGUUUGUAAUAGUCCAGGUCAUUUUUUUUAUUUUUUGUUGUUGUUUAAUUUCAUACUUUACAAUGAGUACCUUUAAAUCAAGGGUGGGCAAUCCUGGUCCUCGAGGGCCGCAGUCCUGCAUGUUUUAGAUAUUUCCCUGCUCCAA